This is a messenger RNA of Rhizoctonia solani, 897 nucleotides long. RefSeq lists its product as uncharacterized. The transcript is spliced from 2 exons. The record is from RefSeq and is a predicted model, not a curated record. The coding region runs from base 1 to 897 and encodes 298 amino acids. NCBI's taxonomy places the organism in Eukaryota, Fungi, Basidiomycota, Agaricomycetes, Cantharellales, Ceratobasidiaceae.
AUGGCUAGGCCCUUGCACAAUCUAGUCAAGAAGGAAGCACCAUGGAAAUGGGACACAAAGGAACAGGAAGCCUUCCAAGGGCUGAAAGAUGCCAUUACCAAUGCACCAGUACUCUGUCAUGCAGACCCUGCCAAACCAUAUUUCCUAGAAACAGAUGCAUCAGGCGCAGCCUUAGGGUCCAUACUUAGUCAGCAGCAGGAAGAUGGAUGUUUACACCCAUUAGGAUUCCUGUCAGAAUCAUUCAAGGGAGCGGAGCAGAAUUAUGAUAUGCAUGAUAAGGAACUACUUGCAAUCAUCUGUUCCUUUGAAUACUGGCAUAUAUUCCUGGAAGGCACAGCUCAUCCAAUCACUGUCUUCACAGAUCACUGGAACCUGGAAUACUGGAAGGAGUCUAGAACCUUCAACCUCUGCCAUGCACAAUGGCACCUCCUGCUAGCUGGUUACAACUUCCAGAUUGUAUAUUGCCCUGGCAAACAGUCCAGCAAGCCAGAUGCCUUAUCCUGCCAAUCUGAUCAUGCCAAUGUUCCUCCUGCCAAUCAAACCAUGUUACCUGAACCUGUCUUUGCCAACAUUGCACUAGUUUUACCAGAGAAAGAAUUGCAACGCUGCAUAGAGUCCAGCCUAGAUCAAGACAAGUCCCUAGAGGAAAUCCUCCAGUUCCUUCAGAACAAGUCUAAGGCUCUGCCAUCCAUCAAAUGUGCUUUCAAGGAUUAUCAGAUGGAAGCCAGGCUCCUCUUUUACCAGGGUAGAAUAGUGGUCCCAGACAUUGGGACCCUACAAACAGACCUACUAAGGAUAUUCCACAAUAGUCCCUUAGCAGGCCACCCAGGAAGGCAAUGCACACUGGAGCUAACACACUUAUACCAAGGGAAUUUAUUCCUAUUUUCUCAAAUGUAA